GCCCCAAGUCCCAACAGACUCAACCACUAACCAUAGUUAACUCACUUCUUAACUCUAGUUAACUUUCUAUUCCCUUUCCCUUAUUAACACGCCCCUAACACAUCUUCUUACUCUGUACUAACUAAUCAGUGUCUCAAACAUCUCCGCCGUUUGAUAACAUCCACGAUGAGCUCUACACGAAAUCUCUUCCUCGUUCUUAUUUUCUCUGCAAUAGCCACUACCAUAUCAGCCCACAACAUCACCGACAUUCUUAAGGACCACCCAGAAUACUCACAGUUCAACAGCUAUCUCACCCAAACAAAACUCGCCGAUGAAAUCAACAGCCGUACAACAAUCACCGUUCUUGCCCUCAAUAAUGGCGCUAUGUCAGCUCUUGUAGGGAAAAACCCUCUCUCUGUCAUCAAGAAUGAGCUGAGACUCCACGUUUUACUCGACUACUACGAUGGCCAAAAGCUACACCAAAUCUCUAAAGGAACCACCCUCACUACCACACUCUAUCAGACUACCGGAAAUGCCCCUGGCAAUUCUGGUUUUGUCAACAUUACUGAUCUCCAAGGUGGCAAAGUCGGUUUCGGUGCGGCUGCUGCAGGUUCAAAACUCGACUCAUCUUACAGCAAAUCCGUUAAACAGAUUCCUUAUAAUAUCUCUGUGCUUGAGAUCAGUUCUCCGAUUAUUGUACCGGGAAUCUUGGCGGCUCCGGCCCCAUCGGCUUCUGACGUUAACAUAACGGCUUUGCUUGAGAAAGCUGGAUGCAAGACCUUUGCUAGCUUACUUGUUUCUAGUGGUGUGGUUAAGACCUACGAGUCAGCUAUUGCCGAUGGCUUGACUGUUUUUGCACCGUCUGAUGAGGCGUUUAAGGCUGAAGGUGUUCCUGAUCUAAGUAAACUCAGUAAUGCUGACGUGGUUGCUCUCUUGGAGUAUCAUGCAGCCUCUGGCUACAAUCCAGUGGGGACCUUGAAGACUACCAAGAAGCCGAUCUCGACAUUGGCUACUAGAGGUCCAGGAAAGUUUGAUCUGACGGUUACAACGGCCGGUGAUGAGGUCACUCUCCACACUGGAGUCGCCUCGUCAAGAGUUGCCGACACCGUGCUUGACUCAACGCCGUUGGCCAUUUUCACCGUGGAUAAUGUGCUUUUGCCAACUGAGUUAUUUGGAAAGGCACCGUCUCCAGCUCCAGCAGGUGAGCCAGUGACAUCUCCGUCUCCGGCUCCAACCAUAGCGUCUCCUACACCUGCUCCAGCCUCCGUUGAGGCGCCGUCACCGUUGGCUGCAUCACCGCCAGCUCCUCCUACUGGGACGCCAGCGGAAGCUCCAGCUGAUGGUCCAUCCGAUGGUCCAGCCGGGUCGGAGAAUAGUACCGCCGACAAUGCUGCUGUUCACGUGAACGCACCUGCUUUAUUGGCGGCACUGGUUACUGUUAUUUGUUCGGCUCUUUUGUCCUGAAUCGUAAUUACUCAGAUCUGUUUAAUUUCAAUUUUUUUUUAAUUUUUUACUGUUGUUAUUAGGGAUUGGAGAGGUUUAUUUUUAAUUUAUUUGGGAUUUUUAAUUUAUGGAAUGAGACGGGGCGCAUUUUAGCAGCAGUGGAUGUGUGACAGUGUGAGGGAGGACAGUGGGUUGGUCGAUGUAUUUUGCAGCUUUUUGUUUUGGUUAGUGUUUUAUUUUUGAGAUAUUAUUAUCGGGUAAUACGCGUUCUAUUAUUUUAA
Pistacia vera is the source of this 1703-nucleotide messenger RNA. RefSeq names its product fasciclin-like arabinogalactan protein 8. Gene Ontology annotation, cellular component: plasma membrane. The coding region runs from base 166 to 1443 and encodes 425 amino acids. The record is from RefSeq and is a predicted model, not a curated record. The transcript has a single exon. Lineage: Eukaryota; Viridiplantae; Streptophyta; Magnoliopsida; Sapindales; Anacardiaceae.